Molecule: messenger RNA, 1922 nt
Organism: Lacerta agilis (Sand lizard)
Lineage: Eukaryota; Metazoa; Chordata; Lepidosauria; Squamata; Lacertidae
Gene: ABCB10
Product: ATP binding cassette subfamily B member 10
Exons: 13
Coding region: 43-1809 (588 amino acids)
Biological process (GO): transmembrane transport
Cellular component (GO): membrane
Molecular function (GO): ATP hydrolysis activity; ATP binding; ABC-type oligopeptide transporter activity
Source: RefSeq, a predicted model, not a curated record
GCUGCCGGGCCCUCCACCGAGGUCUCGGACGCCAAGAGGCUCAUGGCCUUGGCAUAUCCCGAGCGCUGGAGACUGACAGCUGCUGUUGGCUUUCUGACAGUUUCCAGUGUCAUCACAAUGUCUGCCCCUUUUUUCUUGGGGAAAGUAAUUGAUGUCAUCUACACAAAUCCCAAUGGUGAACUUGCUGACAACCUAACCAACCUCUGUGCCUUGCUGAGUGGAAUAUUUUUAUGUGGUGCUGCUGCCAAUGCAAUCCGUGUCUACCUCAUGCAGAUUGCAGGACAAAGAAUUGUGAAACGGCUGAGAGCAACAAUGUUUUCCUCUCUCUUGAAACAAGAAGUAGCUUUUUUUGACAAAACCCGCACUGGAGAGCUGAUUAAUCGCUUAUCUUCAGACACGGCACUCUUGGGUCGUUCAGUCACCGAAAACCUUUCUGAUGGGCUAAGAGCUGGUGCUCAGGCUUCAGUUGCAGUUGGUAUGAUGUUUUUUGUGUCUCCCAAACUUGCCACAUUUGUUCUGAGUGUGGUGCCACCUCUGGCUUUUGUGGCUGUUAUUUACGGAAGAUAUUUACGAAAACUGACUAGAAUGACACAGGAUUCCCUUGCAGAAUCAACACAGCUAGCCGAAGAACGGAUUGGAAAUUUGAGAACAGUUCGAGCUUUUGGGCAAGAAUUGAAAGAAAUGGAAAAAUACAGGAGCAAAGUUGACCAUGUGUUACAGUUAGCCAAAAAGGAAGCGUUAGCACGAGCAGGAUUCUUUGGAGCAACUGGGCUAUCUGGGAAUUUGAUUGUGCUCUCUGUUCUGUACAAAGGAGGAUUACUGAUGAGCAGUGCCCACAUGACUAUUGGUGAACUGUCCUCUUUCUUAAUGUAUGCCUUCUGGGUUGGCAUAAGCAUUGGAGGUUUAAGCUCUUUCUAUUCUGAGCUAAUGAAAGGAUUAGGUGCAGGAGGGCGCCUGUGGGAACUUAUGGAUCGAAAGCCACAACUUCCUUUUAAUGAGGGAAUGGUAUUAAACCAGGAUGCUUUCAAAGGUGCUCUGGAGUUCAGAAAUAUCCACUUUGCAUAUCCAGCUCGUCCAGAAGCAUUGGUUUUUCAGGACUUUACCCUUAGCAUCCCAUCGGGCUCUGUAAUGGCAUUGGUUGGCCCAAGUGGCUCUGGCAAAUCGACUGUUGUCUCUCUCCUGCUUAGGCUUUAUGAUCCAAUCUCAGGAAGCAUCACUGUCGAUGGUGUUGAUGUUCGUCAGUUAAAUCCACUCUGGUUCAGGAAUAGAAUCGGAACAGUAAGUCAGGAACCAGUUCUUUUCUCAUGCUCUAUUGCUGAAAACAUUGCCUAUGGUGCAGAGGACCCUUCUACAGUAACUACUGAAGAAAUUGAGAGAGUUGCUGAGAUAGCAAAUGCUGCUAGUUUUAUCCAAAACUUUCCAAACGGAUUCCACACUUUAGUGGGGGAGAAAGGUGUUCUUCUUUCAGGUGGGCAGAAGCAACGGAUUGCAAUUGCUCGAGCUCUUCUCAAGAAUCCAAAAAUUCUUCUUCUUGAUGAAGCAACAAGUGCUUUGGAUGCUGAAAAUGAAUAUCUUGUCCAAGAAGCACUAGAUCGGCUCAUGGAAGGGAGAACUGUCCUCAUUAUUGCUCAUCGUCUGUCCACCAUUCAGAAUGCUAAUUCUGUUGCAGUUCUUGACCAAGGUAGAAUUAUUGAGUGUGGAAAGCACGAAACACUGCUUGCAAACCCAGAUGGACUUUUCAGCAAACUAAUGAAGAAACAGUCUCUUAUCCAGACUCCUGAAAGUUUUGCAUUAAAUGUGAAAUCCUGAAAGAAAAAUAUUUUUAAAAAUUAUGAAAGAGUAUAAGGAAUCGAAAUGUACCACAUUUCCAGGAAUUUUAAAUUAUGUUUCAGUUUAUGUACAAUAAAUGUUAUAUAUAUUUU